UAGUUACUCGACAAAUGUCUGCCCAAGCAACUGCCCAAGCAAUUCUAGUUACUCCCAUUUCUCCUUUUACGGAUUUUACUAAUUUUCAAAUAUUUUUGCAACAACAACAACUACUCAAUUCUUUUAUGAACUCUCUAACCUUAAACAAAGCAAAUACCAAAUAUGAAGAA
This is a messenger RNA of Funneliformis geosporum, 170 nucleotides long. The record is from the annotation of a GenBank genome assembly. NCBI's taxonomy places the organism in Eukaryota, Fungi, Glomeromycota, Glomeromycetes, Glomerales, Glomeraceae.